Messenger RNA from Sardina pilchardus (European sardine), 5333 nucleotides. RefSeq names its product glypican 4 (gene gpc4). The transcript is spliced from 9 exons. The record is from RefSeq and is a predicted model, not a curated record. NCBI's taxonomy places the organism in Eukaryota, Metazoa, Chordata, Actinopteri, Clupeiformes, Clupeidae. Gene Ontology annotation, cellular component: extracellular region; plasma membrane; cell surface. Gene Ontology annotation, biological process: regulation of protein localization to membrane; cell migration; regulation of signal transduction. The coding region runs from base 627 to 2309 and encodes 560 amino acids.
UCCUCGCAAUGCGUUCAGCCUUUGGAUUUUAGCACACGGUAACUACAGUCAGCGUCCUGUCGUAGAACGUUUGUACAGAAAACUUAGAAGUUCUCUACACAACUUUUUCAUUUCAUUGAUCAAGUAAUCAUUUGGAACUUUGUUCAAAGAGGACGCAACACAACACGCAACAAGCUAUUUUGCAAAGAUAUCUAAGACGAGCGCAUUUCCAAGUCUCCCGGUUUUGUUUUUUACUUUUUGUAUCGUGGGUUUUUUUGCACCUCACCACAUCUCAGACGAAGAAAAGACUGUUGAACGGACUUAUUUCUGUCUUGAAGUGUGUCCGUUUAAGCCAAACUUUGCAGACAUUUCGUUCGAAGUUGAAGGAGUUUUAACGCGUCAAAGAACUACAUGGACACGCAAACUCAAGUUAGUUAGCGACAGCUAGGUUAGUCAACCAACUUGUUAGCUAACUUUAUUGCGUUGGACUGGCGAGGUAAAAACACAUCAUCGAACAAGAUAUACACAGCCCAUCUCCAUGAGGAAAUCCAACGUCGGAUUUGGAUUUGUUUUGUAGUUAAAUCUCAAGCAAAGCGCUUCUCAUCCCUUGGCAUUGUACUUGUAUAUCUGGGACUUUCAUCAUCGCAAUGAAGUCGACUGUUGCGCUUUCUGUACUUUACAUUUUGGCCGUGAUUUUCGUCUCGGCGAAAGCAGAGUCGAAGACGAAGAACUGCAAUGAUGUGAAAGAAGCGUAUAGUUCCAAGGGUUUCAAUGUCAACGAUGUACCUAACAAAGGGGUUCACGGUGCCCACCUGAAGGUGUGUCCUCAGGGCUACUCCUGCUGCACGCUGGAGAUGGAGGAGAAGCUGAGCCAGCAGAGCCGCUCCGACCUCAAGGAGCCCGUCAGCCGCCUCAGCUCCAACAUGCAGAGCACCUUCACCCAGAGACACCGCCACUUCGACCAGUUCUUCCGUGAGCUGCUGGACAACGCCGAGGGCUCGCUGCACAGCAUGUUCGUGCGCACCUACGGCCAGAUGUACAUGAAGAACGCCGAGCUCUUCAAGCGCUUCUUCCAGCAGCUGCGCCGCUACUACGCGCAGGGCGGCGCCGCCGUCAACCUGGACGCCAUGCUGGCCGAGUUCUGGGCCGAGCUGCUGGAGCGCAUGUUCCGGCUGGUCAACGUCCAGUACGAGUUCAGCGACGCCUACAUGGAGUGCGUGAGCCGCCACACGGAGCAGCUGCGGCCGUUCGGCGACGUGCCCCGGAAGCUGCGCCUGCAGCUCACGCGCGCCUUCAUCGCCGCCCGCACCUUCACCCGCGGCCUGGCGCUCAUGGGCGAGGUGGUCAACAAGGUGUCCGCGGUAAGUGCAUCUCCCAGCUGUGUGCGUGCAGCCAUGAAGAUGAUGUACUGUCCCUACUGCUCUGGCCAGGUGGCCCUCAAGCCCUGCCCCAACUACUGCCUGAAUGUGAUGCGCGGUUGCCUGGCCAACCAGGCCGACCUGGACUUCGAGUGGAACAACUUCCUGGAUUCCAUGUUGAGUCUGGCCGACCGGCUUGAGGGACCCUUCAACUUUGAGUCCGUCAUGGACCCCAUCGACGUGAAGAUCUCUGAUGCCAUCAUGAACAUGCAGGAGAACAGCAUGCAGGUCUCUCAGAAGGUGUUCCAGGGCUGUGGGCAGCCUAAGCCCAGUAAGGCGUUCACUCGCACCAGUCGCUCCAUCAAGGAGACCGGCUUCACCGGACGCUUCCGCCCCUACAGCCCUGACGCCCGGCCCACCACCGCCGCCGGCACCAGCCUGGACAGACUGGUAACGGAUGUGAAGAAGAAGCUGAAGCAUGCCAAGAAGUUCUGGUCCACACUUCCAGACACUGUUUGCGAAGGGGAGAGGGUUGCCAUUGGUGACGAAGAAUGUUGGAACGGCACAGCCAAGAGCAGGUACGAGUCGGUCGUCAUGAACAGUGGCCUGGCCAAUCAGGUGGCCAACCCCGACGUGGAAGUGGACAUCAGCAAGCCUGACGUGGUGAUCCGCCGGCAGAUCGUUGUCCUGAAGGAGAUGACCACCUGGCUGAAGGCAGCGUACAAUGGACACGACAUCUCAUUUGAAAAUGAGGAGGAUGGCGCCAGCGGUGAGGAGAGCGGCAGCGGCUGCGACUCCCCGUCCUGCGACACGGACAUCUACUUCUCCACCCCGGCCCCGGCCAAGCCCGACGUGCGGCGCGUGCACACGGACACGGAGAGCACCAAGGCCGCCGCCCCGGCGGCGCGCGCCAACCUGCUGCUGGCUCUGCUCGGCCUCCUGCUGGUCCUGCUGGAGACGCACUGGAGAUAGACGCCCCGGGUUCACCGCGGGGGGAAAGGGAGAGAGUGAGCGAGAGGAAGAGAGAGGGAUGGAGAGAGAGCAGGAAAAUGAAAAAAAAACUGUCCGAGGACUUGGAAAGACUUGCCUUCCAGACCUCGAUCUGCCUGUUGAUCUGGGGAAGACUCUAAUACUAUAAUACGUUCACUCUUUAAAAUAAACUGUUUUGUUUUUAUUUCUUUUUAAAAAAAAAAAAAAAAAAAAUUCAAGACGAGGACAUUCACGCACAUCUGUGGGAGUCUCUACAGAAUAUCACCUUCCAUCAGCUCUGUCUGUUACAUUUUUUUUGUCCCCCCGCCAUCUUGAACAGGGUUUCUAACUCGUACCCCACAUCACCAGCAGUGUUUGGGCCCUCUGCUCACAUUUUAAUGUUUUUUUAUUGGUGUUUGAGUAAUUAUAUGGGUGUUUGGAGGGGUUGUGUGUUAGUUGUGUGUGUGUGUGUGUGUGUGUGUGUGUGUGUGUGUGGAUGGAUGUGUUUGUAAAUACAUGCAAAAACUUUGUCUCUGAUAAUUAACCUACCCUUGUACUACAUAUAUAGAUCAAUUAAGCAGCAGUGUAGCAAGUAUUCUGUAAUCAGACAUAGCUUUUAUAACCAGGUGUAAGUGUGCCUACGAAUGAGUGGUGUUUGUAUGUGUGUGUUUGUGUGUGUGUGUAUGUUUGUGUGUAUGUGUGUGUAAAUAUUUCAGUACUUGGGUUACCCACAAUCCAUAUUGUCGGGUUAAUGAGAACAUGUAAUUGGCCAAGGUUUGACCACAUACUUUGAUCACAGAAUAGUAAGAGACGCGACUAAAGAAGCUUGUGGUGAAGAAAAGGGCCAGGGGUAAAGAAGGCCCUGGUCUCCACGCCGGGCUGGUUCAGAAGGAGGGGAUCGCUCCGAGAAGCAUGGGCAGGUUUUGUGCUUUUAAUUCUCCCCCCUGAUCAUCUGAGUUGGUGUGCUUGAGCUGCACCAUAUCCCUCUGCCUCAGUUGAUCUCCGUACGGCCCCCGCCCCGCCCCACCCCCACACCCCACCUUCCCUCCCACCCACAGAAAGCUAAGCUAAUGGCACCCGGUCCACAACACUGCCAGCACACUCUGGCACAAUGGCCCAAUCAGUUGACCUUUCACACUGGAAGUGUCUCAUGAUGGUCGCCAUGUUGGCAGAGAAGUGAUCCUGGCAGAGUUGUGUCGUUAGUGUAUGCUGGCCAUGAGCUGAGGAAGGCAGCCAGGGCUAAGUGUGCAUUGUUUUAAAUUGAGGACUGUGAUGACCCUCUGAGCAUGGGAGGUGGGAGUAACACAGGGUUUUAUGUGGAGGAUGUGUUUUAUUGUUUCUAUUUUGUUAGUAAUUGUUUUAAGGUAUAAAUAUAUAUAUACUGUAUAUAUAUAUAUAUUUAGGUACAGCAGCAAGUUGUAUGACUAGUUCCAUUGCGACAGCUAAUGUUGGUAUAGGAGUGGUCAGUGCAAUUUUUUGUUUUCUUUUUUAAAAGAAAUAAUUUGUCUGCAUCACCAUGCAAAGUUACCUCUCACCUUCAGUUCUUAAUCAGCAUGUUUGUGAAUUCUGUGCACCCCUCAUAUCCUGCUGUUGCCUUAAUCUCAAAUUACGUCUGAACUUUUUUUUUAUGUACCCAAAAACAUGCCAUCGGUACGUUUCUCAGCCACUGGAUGGUAGUGGUGGAUCUAAAAAUGGUGUCCUUAGAUAUUGAACUUUGACCCAGAUAUUCAACCCUUACUGAAUCGUUUAGUUUUCAGAAGAAUAACCAGUGUUACUUUCUCUGUUAUGGUUUGUUUCCCAUUUGUCACAAGAAAAUAUUCCACCCUGUGCUUUUGUACAGUAAAUUAUUUAAUUGCAUGUUUCUUGAAAGGCAUUUAUGAACACACCUUCAAAGAUGUCUGUCAUAGGUAUCUAAAUACAGUAUUCAAAAAGUAUAUUUAUAUCUAUAGAUGGAAUGCCAUUUCUAAUGAUUUCAUAAAUUACCUGAUGGGGUUUGUAUUGGCUUGGGGUAUUAUGUUUUAUAAAACAUCUGAUUCUGUAAGACAGAGCAGUGCAUUCUGUUUUAACCCUGGAGUAGGCUAUGGUGAUUGAGAGCUCUGUAGAGGUGAUGUUAGGACUGGGCUGGCCACUGAAAUCCUUGACUGAACUUCAUUUUAAUCUAUGUGAGAUGCACUUUCCUUUUGGCAUUUUACAUUUCAAUGCAACUGGACAAUUUCACAAGAUGUCUUUAGCUGCAAGACAGGUCUCUGUUAACAGCAAUGUAAUCUUUAAAAAAAAAAAAAAGAAAAAGAACUAAGAAGCAAUGUACUAUCUGAUUUCCCUCAAGGAUUCUAGAAUGCCAGCCCUGAGUCUUUCAAGUCUGUGAUGACGCUGAAGGCUAAAGGAAGUCCAGCAUUGAGUGAGGCGUAGAAAAGCUUGCGCUGUCCUUUCAUUGCUUUAGCAUUUCCUGAAAUUAGCAUUGCUGCCAACACUGAGGGAAUGUAUGAAUCCUGCAUUGAAAUGCAGUCCUCAUAUGUCUGUAGCUUUUCCAAUUACUGCAUCUUUGCUAAUUGUGAUAUGUGUGAGUCUGUUAAAGUACAGAUAUCCAAAUUCCUUCUGUCAUUAUCAAAGAUGUAGGGAAGUUGGUGUCACAGACAUUAAAAGGCUAUACAUGUCAAAGCCAGAUUCCUUAAAUUACUGGCAUCAUGGACACUUGAAAUGACUGGGGAAUUCCAUUUCUGGUCCACAGUACACCUUAACCCCAUGAGGUACUGGAUUUUAGUGGAACUAUAAUGAUCACUUGCUGCCAGUGGUCCACACAAGUCAUCUCCAGUGAGGAUUAGAAACAACAGAAAUAAUUGUUGAAGUGUAAAUAAUGUGCAGCCAUUUUAGAUGUCUCUGAAAGAGGUCAUAACAGUUCAUCAAAUUUGUACUUUUUCAGAGUAAAUGUUUUGGAACGAACAAGAUGAGAUAGAACCUAAAAUGUAAAUGAAAAAGUAUAUUAAACAUUUUCUAGUCUUGUUGAAAUAAAGACUGCAGAUAUUUAAA